Dibothriocephalus latus is the source of this 552-nucleotide messenger RNA. Lineage: Eukaryota; Metazoa; Platyhelminthes; Cestoda; Diphyllobothriidea; Diphyllobothriidae. The record is from the annotation of a GenBank genome assembly.
AUGGACGCGGAAGUACUAAAACUUAUCCGUCCCACAGACCGUGUGCUGAUAGUUUGGAGUUCCACAAAUUCCCAGACUGAAACCUCAAUGAAGAAUAUGCUGGAGAGUCUAAAAACGGUCGUUUCGGAUGAGUCGGCUAUCCAAUUGGAAAAUUUGGAAGUUUAUCUGCAGCGUCCAGUUUCGACCAACGGCGAGUCCUCACUUAAGCCGACUAUAAUUUUAACAGGCUGGCCGGAGGCCUUCAAGCAUGGACAACAUAACUUUGAAGUUUACUCACGCCUUGUUGCCCUGUUUCCCGUCUCUGGCCGAAUAAUCUCCCGCGAGAGUGCAGGUGCUGACCUCGCCUCAACUGUAGAGUCCCUUCGCAAGGCGGCAGUCCUGGCGGGUUUUGUGGACAUUAAAUUUGUAUGUCUUUCUGUUUCCUUAAAGUUGACCUCUUCCUUCAAUCUGAAACUUUUUAGCCAUUUGAAAACUUUAGUCGACCGUUUUUAUCUUGAAAUGCCCAGCUGCUUCCCCACUAGUCUUUACAAGCUAAUUACCUUGCUGAAAUGA